ACUGUAAGUAAAACGCUACCAAAGAUUCAACCGUGUCAGUCCCGAGUCAGGUUUUCAUACUGAAGAGUCCCGGUAGAAUUCAUUUCUUAUCGAGUUCUCAAGUCAAAAUAUUGACUGGCUUAAAAUGUCCGCUGGUACAUCAUUUUCAGAAGAGAAGAAAUGGUGGUCGUUAAUGGGGUAUUCUUUCAAGUCUCCCAUUUAACCUAAAACUAGUAUUUUUUUCGUCUUACUUCUUUGAGUCUUUCUUCACCAAAUCAUUUUGUAUUGCUAAUCAAACACGUGAUUUUUACCCCCAUUUGUAAUUUAUGAAUUAAGGCAUCAUUUUAACUUGAUGGGUCUAUUAAAUUUUUGAUUUUUAUACUAAUAAUCAUCAAAAAUUUUCAUAAUGAUGUUGAUGUAUUUGUUUGUAAUCUUGUUUGGUAACCUAACUUAACUCGUCUUUGACUCAUUUUUCGUAUAUCAAUUGCUACGAGUUUGUAGUCUAGUCGACAUCAUCUUUAUUCUAAACGAAAUGCUUGUUGUCUUAUCUUAAGUGGAUUGGAAAGUUUCUAGCUUCCAAUUUUCUUAUUCUUGCUGUGAAAAUUCCUGUACAUUGUCUGCAAUUGUAUAGUACAACUUGUAAGUUACUAAGAGAACAAUGGUUAAACGAAUAUGGAUGGAGUUCUGGUAGAACCAAGACUUGUAAACGCGAUGUAUGUAGUGUUCUAAGAAGCUUCAUUUAAAACAGAAUGGAAGUUUCAUACUGUGGAAAAUAGAAUCCAUGUCCAAGAAUAUGAAAUGAGGUGGAAAUUUGUUCAUAUGUGUGGAUAUGACUUUGUAUGUUGGUGUUUUGGUUCUUUUCUGUUAAUCUAUACCUACAAACUUUGAGUCAUUCUUAUAAUUCAAGUUUUAUGUGACACACAGUCUGAGCUAACGAAAAAAACAUAUGACCCCAACACCAAUGAUUUCUGUGUCAUGGUUUUGGCAGCUACUACAUACGCGGGGUCUUGUGGAUUGUGUGCAGUUUCAUAUAACUCUGUUAAUUGGAUGAGUCAGUAUGUUGUUUCCAUGUUGUUGUCGAAUGAAUGUGGCAGUUGUUGGUUUAGUGGUUUUCUAUAAGCAUAAGAAAUGUUAAUGUCCAUGGGUCAUUUUCAAGUGUAGUUCAUGAAACUUUAAAGAACCACGUUCUAUUUGGUAACAUUUAGAAAAGUAACAUCAGAGUCGACCUCAUAAGUAGCCAUCUUGUGCAUGGAAAACUAGUCUUCUCUUUUCAUGCAUCAUGACUUGUCCAACUUGUAACUUUUUCCAGGAGAAUUUAGUUAGCAUUUUUGGAAACUUGAGACUUAGUCUAGGUUCAUAGAAAUAACCAAAUUUAGACUUCUUGAUGUUGACAAUCAAGAAGGUUUUACAAAAUUGCCUAAAGGUACAGAUCAAUUAGGAUAGAGCGGAAAACAUACUCCUUGUUUUUGUAUCGAUGACUAACGGGUCAGACUAUCAUUCACUGUAUUCUGAUUGAAUGGAAAGUCAUGAGUAUAAACUACUUGAGUUCACAUCUAUUUGCUUGUUGGGACCCAGCACCGCAGAAAAUACUGCUAGGACCAUAGAGUCUGGAGUUUGGGAUGUGUGCAUGGUGAGGACUACCACUGUGAUUUUACUGCAUCGUCUCUAUAUAAAUAGCAGUAGCUCUGCAGGCAUAUUGCAUUCAAGCUUUUAAAGUACUUGCUUGUUAAGUGUAAUUGGAGUUGUCAAGAAAUCCAGAUUUGGGAACCAAAUAUUACAUUCAAGCUUUUAUAGUACUUGUUAAGUGCAAUUGGAGUUGCCAAGAAGUCCAGAUUCUGGAACCAAAUAUGUAUCAAUCUCAUCUAUCGUUGCCCACAUUCACACGCUCUGCUGCUUUAUUUCAGGGAAAACUGGUGCAGAACAGCUCGACAGCCAGUAAGGAGAGAGGAGUCGGAAUGUUCAUCAGACGGCGUUACAUGAGGACUGUAUGUCUCACCAAAGUUCCACGCAAUGCAAAUUUAGAAAAACUGCAAAAUGGUUACUUGUUCCCAGAGAUUUCCAGACACGAGUUUGAACAUGUCCAAAAGUACCCAAAUGUGAAAUUGAUAAGCCUUGGGGUUGGUGAUACUACGGAACCUAUUCCAGACAUCAUCACAUUGGAUAUGGCCGCACACUCCCGUGCUCUAUCAACAGUUGGGGGGUAUAGAGGUUAUGGAGCUGAGCAAGGGAACAAGGAAUUGAGGAAGGCAAUUGCGGAAACUCUGUACCCCGACAUACAUAUUAAAGACACCGAAGUCUUUGUCUCAGACGGUGCACAAUGUGACAUAUCUCGCAUUCAGUUGCUUCUAGGACCCAACGUUACAAUGGCUGUCCAAGAUCCUUCCUUCCCGGGAUAUGUCGAUACAAGUGUUAUAAUGGGAAGGAGUGGGCAUUUUCAGGAAGAAAAUGGGAAGUAUGGAAAAAUAGAGUACAUGAAAUGUGGACCAGAGAAUAACUUCUUUCCUGAUUUGUCAAACACACCACGGACUGAUAUCAUUUUCUUCAUCUCCCCAAACAAUCCAACUGGUUACGCUGCAUCAAGAGAUCAGUUGGAGAAACUGGUCAAGUUUGCAAAGAAAAAUGGCUCAAUUAUCAUCUACGACUCUGCUUAUGCUGCAUACAUAUCAGAUGACAGUCCUAGGUCUAUCUUUGAAAUUCCUGGUGCCCGAGAGGUGGCUAUUGAGAUAUCAUCCUUCUCCAAAUUUGCUGGGUUCACUGGCGUUCGUCUUGGUUGGACAGUGGUACCUGAAGAGCUUGAAUUUUCAAACGGGUUUCCUGUAAUAAAUGAUUUUAACCGUGUCGUCUGCACUUGCUUUAAUGGCGCUUCAAGUAUUGCUCAGGCUGGUGGUCUAGCUUGCCUUUCUCCAGAAGGCUAUAAGGGAAUCCGAAGUGUUAUUGAUUUCUACAAGGAGAACAUGAAGAUUCUGCUCGAAACAUUUCAAUCACUUGGUUUGAAGGUAUACGGAGGGAAGAAUGCUCCUUAUAUUUGGGUACAUUUUCCUGGUUCAAGUUCUUGGGAUGUUUUUGCCAAGAUUCUUGAGAAGACCCAUAUAAUCACAAUUCCAGGUACAGGAUUUGGUCCAAAUGGUGAAGAGUACAUAAGGGUUAGUGCUUUUGGUCACAGGAAUUCCAUAUUGGAAGCUUCAGAGAGGUUGACAAAUCUUUUGAAAUGAAGUCCUUUUCAUGCUUCAUUGGUUCCAAGUCUAAGCAUUCUUUCAAUAACUUUCAUUGGUUCCAAGUCCAAGCAUUCUUUCAGCAACAAUAAUACAAUGUCUAUAUUGUGAUUACAAUUUACGCCUUGUAAAAUUUACCAUGAAAAUUUACUGUUGAAUAAAGUCUUAUGUUGUUCAGUACUAUAUAGUAUAAUGUUGCUUCUUUUC
This is a messenger RNA of Papaver somniferum (opium poppy), 3398 nucleotides long. RefSeq names its product probable LL-diaminopimelate aminotransferase, chloroplastic. The record is from RefSeq and is a predicted model, not a curated record. Gene Ontology annotation, molecular function: pyridoxal phosphate binding; L-lysine:pyruvate alpha-transaminase activity. Lineage: Eukaryota; Viridiplantae; Streptophyta; Magnoliopsida; Ranunculales; Papaveraceae. Gene Ontology annotation, biological process: systemic acquired resistance, salicylic acid mediated signaling pathway; L-pipecolic acid biosynthetic process. The transcript is spliced from 10 exons. The coding region runs from base 1827 to 3191 and encodes 454 amino acids. Gene Ontology annotation, cellular component: chloroplast.